AUGGGGGCCCUGAUCUCGGUCUACGGCGCUGUGAUGCAUGUGAACCGCGGGAACCCGGCUGGCCAGGAGGUGCUGGUGGAUUCAUGGCCAGAGUUCAAAAUGGUCCUCACCCGGCCACGCAGAGAAGUGGCGCGGGACCCAAGUGAUUAUUUCACCAACUUGUACACGGCCUUUUAACGGGACGAGGGCGCCUGCCGGGCCCUGCUGGGGAACAGCCGCGCCAUCGACUGGGGCCUGGCCUUCCAGAUACUGGGGCUGCAGGACGGGGUACAUGAGAGCAUCAGGAACAUCGCCAGGGGCCAGGGGGCUUGA
This is a messenger RNA of Mauremys mutica (yellowpond turtle), 312 nucleotides long. Its product is annotated as glycine N-acyltransferase-like protein 3. NCBI's taxonomy places the organism in Eukaryota, Metazoa, Chordata, Testudines, Geoemydidae. Gene Ontology annotation, molecular function: glycine N-acyltransferase activity. The record is from RefSeq and is a predicted model, not a curated record. Gene Ontology annotation, cellular component: mitochondrion.